Labeo rohita (rohu) is the source of this 4309-nucleotide messenger RNA. It is a transcript of the gene esyt2b, whose product is annotated as extended synaptotagmin-like protein 2b. The record is from RefSeq and is a predicted model, not a curated record. Lineage: Eukaryota; Metazoa; Chordata; Actinopteri; Cypriniformes; Cyprinidae. The transcript has 23 exons. Gene Ontology annotation, molecular function: lipid binding. Bases 473 to 3148 code for a protein of 891 amino acids. Gene Ontology annotation, biological process: lipid transport.
GUGUCAUUGUUUGUGUAUUGCAGUUGCUUGGCUCAGGGUGGCGAGUUUGCGCUGUCCUCGACACUCACUGACCUCCUGAGUCCCGCUGUGUGUGUGUGUGUGUGCGUGUGUGAAGCGAUCAGCUGUCUGUCAUAAACCAACACAACAGCACACGCUUCUCCAGAACACACCAGCCAGCAGGAGCGAACCAGACGGCGCACGCACAGAGGCGCUGGCGACAGCUGAGUUGGGUCUUCAGUUAUGCACAGCUAGACUUGAAGCAAAGCGAGCCAAUAUCCGCGUCAAAAUGGGCUGGUGUACGGGGGAACUAACGUGAAAACAUCCUCAAAUUGAUUUAGCCGAGUGUUGUACUUGAACCACGGCGUGCGGUCCACGGGAUGUUCUGAAGUAUCUUGUUUACUCUCGAAGCUUUUGCAUUAAAGCAAAAUGUACACGUUUGACAGCCGUUCGUAACAUUUCGUCCACGCUGAAUAUGAGAGAGGACAUAAUGACGGCUGUGCGCGGAAAUCUUUCUCAAACAGCAGGUGCCUCGGGACAAAAGGAUAGCGGACAAACUGAACCAACCAACGGGGCGAUUCCUUCCAUCUCACCCGCGGAGCUCAGCCAGGACUCCCCGUCCUGCACCAGCGAACUGACACGCACGUGGCUGCAGUUCGCCAAGACCUUCGUCAUUAUCUUUCCCAUAUAUGUCUUGGGUUAUUUUGAGUUCAGUUUUAGCUGGCUUUUAAUCGCACUCACGAUAUUUUUCUUUUGGAGAAGAAACACGAGAUGUAAGAACACUAGGUUGAAUAGAGCACUUUCCUUUUUUGAGCAAGAGGACACGGUUAAACAGGAGCUGGAGGCAACUGAGUUACCAUCAUGGGUUCAUUAUCCAGAUGUGGAGAGAGUAGAGUGGCUAAAUAAGACAGUGAAACAAAUGUGGCCUUAUGUGUGUCAGUUUGUGGAGAAGCUGUUUAGAGGAACAAUCGAGCCAGCAAUCAAAGAAGCCAAUGCCCACCUCAGUACAUUCAGCUUUACCAAGAUUGAUCUCGGAGAUAAGCCUCUCAGAAUCAAUGGGGUCAAAGUUUACUCCGAGAACGUGGACAAACGGCAGAUCAUCAUGGACCUUCAGAUCAGCUACGUUGGAAAUACUGAAAUCGAUGUGGAUGUCAAAAGGUACUACUGUAGAGCAGGGAUCAAAAGUAUACAGCUACAUGGAGUUCUGCGGGUGAUUCUUGAGCCACUUUUGGGGAAUAUGCCGCUGGUUGGUGCUCUUUCCCUCUUCUUCCUCAAGAAGCCACUCUUGGACAUAAAUUGGACAGGCCUCACAAAUAUAUUGGACAUUCCAGGGCUUAAUGGCUUUUCAGACCAGAUGAUUCAGGAUAUUAUCAGCACUUACAUGGUGUUGCCUAACAGGAUCACUGUACCACUGAUAGGUGAGGUUGAACUCGAACAGCUCCGUUUCCCCAUGCCAAAGGGAGUUCUAAGGAUUCAUUUUCUUGAAGCUCAGAAUCUGGAAGUUAAGGACACAUAUCUGGGCGGGCUGAUCAAAGGCAAGUCUGACCCCUAUGGCAUGCUGCUGGUCAGCAAUCAGCUUUUUCGAAGCAAGACGAUCAAAGAAUGCCUGGACCCCAAAUGGAAUGAAGUGUAUGAGGCACUAGUAUAUGAACAUUCAGGACAACAUCUGGAAAUUGAGCUCUUCGAUGAAGACCCAGAUAAAGAUGACUUCUUGGGCAGUCUAAUGAUUGACUUGAGUGAGCUUCAUAAAGAACAGAAGGUUGAUGAGUGGUUUGACUUGGAAGAAGUUACUACAGGCAAACUUCAUCUGAAAUUAGAGUGGCUGUCAUUGUACCCGAGUACUGAAAAACUAGAUCAAGUAUUACGGAGCAUAAGGACUAAUGAAAAUCUUUCCUCAGCUCUGCUAGUUGUUUACCUGGACUCAGCCAGCAAUUUGCCGAGUGUCUUUGAGGGCAGUUUUGGCUGUGGAAACCUAAAGGAGAGGAGGGCCUCUGGUCUAGUCUUUUGUGAGAACCCCGACUCUCUCUAUAGAACGUUAUUUUCUGGGAAGAAAGUGAGCAUAGAUCCAAAUCCUUUUGUCAAACUGACUGUAGGACAAAAGAUGUACACAAGCAAGGUGAGAUAUAAAACCAGUGAGCCGCUGUGGGAGGAGGCUUUUCACUUCCUUAUCAAUGACCCCCGCUCUCAGGAACUGGAAAUUGAGGUGAGGGAUAGUAAGCACAAGUGCUCUCUGGGAAUGGUGCGGGUGGCACUUGGUUCUCUCCUGAAGGAAGCAGACAUGACGCUGAAUCAGCAGUUCCCCCUGCAGAACUCUGGCCCCAACAGCACCCUCAAACUCAAAAUGGCUCUCAGGGUCCUCUGUUUAGAGAAGGAGGUCACAUCCAGCCAGCCGUCUUCUGUCCGAGUCAGGCACACUAGUCAAAAUAACGCUUGCAUGUCCCCACAACCUCAAACAUCCACCAGCACCAGCAACUCCACAGUCAUCCAGCCGUCACACAACCCAUCUUGUACCCUUGCACCGGACACCCCUCAAGGGAAAAGAGGAUCGGACGGCUCCCCGGUGCGGUUAGCAGAGACACGCCGCAGCGUCUCCAGUCUAGAGAUAAGCAGCUCGCACAAGCAUCAGUCUCACAGAGACUCUACGCCUAGCCUGGCCUCUGAUAUUUCGCUCCCCUCUGCCACUCUGGAACUCCACCAGAGGUUACAGCAGCUACAAAACGGCUUUGGGCUGAGUCAGUAUCCACUCGGUGAAGUCCAGCUCACUAUCCGACACAGCUCACAAAGGAAUAAACUUAUUGUAGUGGUUCAUGCCUGCAGAAACCUCAUAGCGCUGUCUAAAGAUGGCUCAGACCCAUAUAUCCGCCUGUACCUGUUACCAGACAAGAGCCGGAGUGGCCGCAGGAAAACCAGCACACUCAAGAAGACGCUCAAUCCUAUCUACGACCAGUCCUUUGAGUUCAGUGUGUCUAUAGUGGAACUGCACAGGAGAACUUUGGAUGUGGCUGUCAAGAAUGGAGGAGGACUGUUGUCCAAACACAAAGUACUACUGGGCAAGGCAAUUGUGGACUUGGCAAGUGAAGACAUUUCUAAAGGAUGGACCCAAUGGUAUCAUCUGACUGAGGAUGGAUCGAAGAAGAUAAUUCAGACGUAGUGGGCCAUGCUAGAAAGCAGGAAGGAACGGAACAGCAGAUAAGUGGGACAUGCCACGGCACGCACAGGAUAAUGCAGAAGCUUCAGUAGCAGAAGAGCAGCGCUGGACUAACUAAACCAGGCUACUUCUACUGGGAUUUACACUGGCCUACAAAGUGUCUCUCUCAUUCUCACCAAAGCUAAAAUUGCCACAUUAAGCGCCAAUGUCCCGCUUACUCACACUUUCUCUAAGGAUUCAUUCUGAUCGUCUUUUUUGUUUUGUCUGCUUGUUUUUGUUUUAUGCUUUUAUUUUGUCGUCUUGGUGUUUGGACACAGAAUUUCACUUUUUUACCAAAUAAAAAUGGUUACCAUUGAAGUUAAGAAACAACAGUAUAAAAAAGAUCAUUAGAUUUAUUAAUAAAUGUGCCUUUAUUUAUUGUAUUUAAGUUAUUUUGAUAAUUUGAAACGUUUUGAUUUGUAAGUUUAAUACUAUGUUUUGUAAGCAAUCAAAAUCAUAUCAGAAAAAAAUAUCAGACGUUGUUAUUGUAGCAUUAUUGUUUGUUUGAGGCAGUAUAUUACACAAAACACAUGGCUAAAGACAUGGUUGCAAGUGGAAAAAAGGGUACAUGUAUACGUAUGUAUGUAUAUAUGUAUGUAUGAACGUUAAUGUUUUCUUAGAUUUUAUGCUGCUUUUUUCUAUCACAUACAGUUACGGAAAGUUAUAUCGGGCUCCUCAUAAAUUAUGCAUUUAUAAUUUGUUUUAAAAGUAUUUUACUGUAUCCUGUUGCACAACACAAACUGAAAAGCCUGUACAGAAAUGUUUGAUAUCUAUUUUGUUUGCAAGAGUUUUAUGAGGAAAGGCAAAAUGUGUAUUUAGUAUGUGACGUUUGUAAGAUGAGAAUAGCUUGGUUACAAAGUGUUUUGCUAAUGGAUUGUUUAAAGACUGUGAAAUGGCUGUUGAUAUGAUUCCCAGCCUUAUUAUUCUCUAUGCAUUAUGCAUGAUAUCAUUAAAAUAAGAAAUUCAACUUGAAUCACAAUGAACUUGUAACUUAAAGGGCCUGAAUGCAUUUUAUUAUCUUAAUUGUUUUAAGUUAUUUUAAUAUUGUGUCUAUUCAUACUUCUGUUUUUGAUGAUUUAUUUUAACAAGGUUGUAUGGAAGGUGUUGAGGCAACCUAAUAAAAUA